AGUAGCCACGGUGUCGCUCACGGGGCAAUCGAUGGCGGAUUACGAAAUCUUCCGCGGAAGCGGUCACGAACUCGAAGCGCAUCAUUGACGAGGGGAACAAAGCUAUCGAUUCGUCCACCACGCGCAGCAGCCAAUGCGUCGUUGAUCCUGCGAGCGCAAUGGGCCGCGAGCAGGAGCUGCUGGAGGCGGCGCGCACGGGGAACGUGGCGGCCGUGGAGAAGUUGCUGGCGAGCCGCCGGGGCCUCGGCUCGGCCACCGUGCAGGCUCUGCCCGGGCUACUCACCAGUAUCUGGCGUGGACCUGCAGUGAACUGCGUAGACUCGUCUGGGUACACGCCGCUCCACCACGCCGCUCUCAACGGGCACAAGGAGGUCGUACUACGACUGCUGCAGCACGAGGCGAGCACAAACGUGGCAGACGCCAAGGGUUGCUUCCCCCUGCAUCUGGCGGCCUGGCGGGGCGACGCGGACAUCGUGCGCAUACUGAUUGAGCACGGACCUUCCCGCAGCCCACCCAAUCAGCAGAUUCCGAGUGAAAAGUCAGAAGUGAAACGGCAUGGCCCGUUUGACCCCUAUGUAAAUGCCAAAAACCACGACAACGAGACGGCGCUGCACUGCGCGGCGCAGUACGGCCACACGGCGGUGGUGCGCCUGCUGCUGGAGGAGCUCACCGACCCCACCAUGCGCAACACGCGCUUCGAGACGCCCCUCGACCUGGCGGCCCUGUACGGCCGCCUGGACGUGGUGACGCUGCUCACCCGCUCCCACCCUAACCUCCUGGCGUGCAACACCAAGCAGCACACCCCGUUGCACCUGGCCGCUCGCAACGGCCACACGGGUACCGUGCAGGUCCUGCUGGAGGCUGGCAUGGAUGUCAACAUCCAGAGCGAGAAGGGCAGCGCUCUCCACGAGGCUGCGCUCUUUGGCCGGGUCGACGUCGUGAGGUUGCUGUUAGAAGCCGGGAUUAAUGUGAACAUCCGAGACAAGCAGAGCAAGACGGCACUGGACAUCUUGGGGGAGCACCGGUCCCAGAAGGCCUUGCAAAUCUCUGCCCUGCUGCGUGGGGAAAGUGCAGACCAUUGGCCGAAGGACAAAUCGGCUUCAGCGAGGCCCAUGACGGAAGUGGUUGGUGAGCAGCACAAGAGGGUAGGGGAAAGGAGGCCGAGCAACCCUGAGCAGAGUGGGGACUUUCUCUACGAGAGCCUCUGCAAUGCCCUCUCCAACUCCUCCACAUCCCUUGAUCACACCGAUGAGGAUGGCCUCAGCAAGCAGCGCACGCGGCCCCCUCCACCUGCAAACCCACCGCCAGAGGAGGAAGCGGACACCGAGGUUGACAUGUCAGGAGUCUCUGCUCAGAGGAGAUCGUCUGCACGCGAUGAGGGCUGUGACAUUGGGUGGGGUGGGAACGAGAACCCGUAUGAACUGUUGGCAAGCGCAGAGUCCCGAGGCCUCCUUCCCACGCUCACCCUGGACUUGCCACCCAGUAAAGAGGAGCUGAGGGAUCUGUCCAGCCCGGACUACUCGCCACCGUCUCCAGACACCGCUGUGCACAACAUUCAGAGCGUCAUCCGCCCGCAGCCUAGGCAGAGAAAGUCUCUGUUUGGAGUGACGGAGAAAAAAGGAGACGAACUUGGGGGGUCCGGGACACUUGGGGAUGAAAAGGGGGUCGUCCAGCCCAGCAGAGGUGGAAAAAACCCUUGUUCAGGGCCUGUGGAGCCGCCACUGCCGUUGCCAGGCCGUGAGUGGCCAAAUCAUUCGGACGUACCUGUCACACUCAGCCAGUCCAGUCUGUCCAGGCAGGCGGCAGUUUCCAACCAGGCGAACUUCCCCGUCGAGUUUGCGGGCCUCCUGCACGGGUCCUCCCAGACAGCCCGGGUUCAAGCGGACCUCAGUCGAGGGUCGCCACGGCCGCUCGCUGACUCGGCUUCUUCUGGCCCUUGCACAGCAGCCCGCCUCGAUCAGCUUAACGCCAACACCGCCUCGGGGAAGUGCAAGAACGGCCACCCAGUCACGUACAAAACUGUGUUUCACACGCUGGUCAAUCAGGCUGCGGCAACCGCGGAGGGCACGAGUGUCUUCCACUCGCUGGGGCGGACGCGCUCCCCCAGGUGCCUCGUUGAGUUGGAGUUGACGCGGAACAUUUCCAAGUCAGACUCCGACCUGUUGGUCAUGCCAUCCGAGUCGGCCGCUCACAACGGAAAGAGCUGCUCGGAGGAUGAGGUGUCGUACGAGAGGCGAGGAGGAGGGUGGGGGAACGCGCGCAGGGGGGGUGGACGGCGCGGACCUCUGCGCACCCCUUCAUUUACGAAAGAGUGGGAGGAGAUUGACAACAUUAUGAGCUCAAUAGAUGCCGGCAUCACCAAGGAAACUGUCCCAAGGAACAUUAGUCAUUCAGGGGGUGCCGGUGGCGCAGGGGGGCGAAGCAGUGUGGGCCAGUGGUUGGACGCGCUUGGACUGCCCCAGUAUGAGGCACAGCUGCUUGCAAAUGGCUACGAUGACCUCAACUUUGUGGGUAAUGCGAUGGAAGAUCAGGACCUGCUGGAGAUUGGGAUCCUAAACUCGGGGCACCGGCAGAAGGUCCUCAAUGCUGCUCGACUGCUGCCCAAGGUGCGGCGAGCAGGUUCCGACCUGUCUGUGGCAGAGUGGCUGGACUCGCUGGAUCUGUCCGAAUACCUCAAGAACUUCACCAUGAAUGGAUACAGCUCGAUGGACCAAGUUCGAAAGCUCUGGGAAAUUGAGCUUGUCAACGUGUUGAAGAUCGGGCUCACAGGCCACCGCAAGCGGAUCCUGGCUUCCCUGGGAGAGCGCUACGAGGACCCGGCGCACAAGUCCCGGCUCGGCAACCAACUCGACGAGUGCUCCGAGCCCCCGCUGGUGCUGCGGCCCCCACACGAGGCGACUACGUCUGCCCCUGUGCAGCAGUGGCAGCAUCAGCCUGACCAGCUGAUCCUGCGCUCCUGCAACUACGAGGCCUUUUACAUGGGAUCUAUGUUGGUGAAGGACCUUCGUGGAACGGAUUCCACACACGAGGCGUGCGCCAAGAUGAGGAAGUCGACGGAGGACAUGAAGAAGAUCCCAACCAUAACCCUCUCGAUCACAUACAAAGGAGUCAAAUUCAUCGAUGCCUCCAACAAGAACACGAUAGCCGAGCACGAGAUACGGAAUAUCUCGUGUGCAGCUCAGGACCCAGAGGAUCUGUGCACCUUUGCGUACAUCACCAAAGACCUCAAAACCAGCUACCACUACUGCCACGUAUUCAGCGCCUUUGACGUGAAUUUGGCGUACGAAAUCAUCCUGACCUUGGGCCAGGCCUUCGAGGUGGCCUACCAGCUGGCGCUGCAGGGACGCAAAGCCAAGGGCGGAGGUGGCGGAGGCAGCGGUGGAGGGGAUGUGUCCGAGGGCCCCAAGGCCAGCAAGCCCAUCCCUAAACCCCGCAGCAUCGUCUGCAAAUCCUCGGUGGAAGUUGUGGAGCCGCUUCACGGUGGGGCGGCUUGGAUGGCGGAGCAGCCGUCUGAGCACAAGAAGCCAGCUGGUGCCAAGUACGAGACGACCAUCUUCUAGCCUGCCCAGGGCCCAGUCCACAUCCACCGGUGUCCCAGCCCCACGUCUCUCAAGCUGCGAGUCCGGGACCACGAUGGGGUUUCCGUGCUUUAUUGAGAGAUAGGUUGCUGCUGGAGCCUCGUAUUCGAUGAGUAAAAGGGAAGGCGUCCGUUAAAAUUGCCAAAAUAAAAUAACUUUUGAGGUCGCCAAAUGUCACAAUCGCUUGCGUUCAGGCCUCACAAAUUUUGAGGCCACGACAUCCUUAACGCGAUGUCGCCAACCCCCCCUUAUUGGUCAAGGCUACAGUGAGAUCAGUCAGCAACCUGGUUCGACUCUCACCUGCACUGGCCUGCCAGGUUUUCGACCACAUCAGAGGGGUCUCCAUUUAAACAGAGUUUGAGAAUUCCUGCUUUCGUCCGUUCAGCACCCGGUACUGCACUCACACUUGAAACAAAGUGGUUACAUUGUAGUCACCAUGCAUACAGGGUCGGUGGGAGGUCGACGUACGCAUAUCCUAAAAGCUAUCGUUGUACCCGUAGAGGUAUGGUAUGUACAGGAAUUUCCCAGCCACUCUAACUCCUGAAUCGCGGCAUCGUACAUCGAAGCUUUUGGUACUGUGCGCUCCCGCGUGGGUACUCAACGCCCGUUGUGGUACUGUCCGGCAAAAACGCGGUCGUGUUUGCCUCGUCUGUGGUACCAUGUGCCGGCACCGCGGCGCUGCGCGUCUAUAAGCCGUGGCACGCCGCGCUGCUGUGCUGCUGUGAGCGACAGCGCAGGCACCCGUAGGCCUCCACUGUGUCGUGUGUUAGCGCUGGUGGGGAUCUAACCCACCCAGUGACAAUGUGGGUUAUAUUUAGACUGUGUUGUAGGUCGAUAGAUAUAUGAAAAUGUACGAUUUUUUUCUUUUUACAUGACAAGAAUUCACCAGUGGACAACCCCCUUUGCCACUGCGCUGUACAGGGUUUAUCGUCCGUUGUUUAGAAUUGUCCUAGAGCUCGCCGCACACCACAAUGACACAUCCAUCGCACUGGUCGGUCGUACUUCUCUACACACUCGAUCGAGUCACAACAGCGAAUAAUGUUGACCCGCCAAAGCAGGAGAUCGGGCGGAUGGUAGAAAACGCUUUUGGCGAGAUGCGGUAGCAUCUUCCACCUUGGCCGUGAUGUGACAUCUUGAUCUUUGAUCCUGAAAGCAAGAGAAGCAUUGUGUAGCAACUGCUCAUUGAUGCCGACAACACCGUCACAGGGGUGAAUUGUAGAGUUCAGUCUCCCCCGCACGUGUGAAAAAUGCAUACGGUUAUCCUCUACGAAUGUUUUUGUUCCACCAAAAUGCGUUUAUACACCCAUGCUCACUGCAAUGCUAAUCGCAGUGCUCUCUUUGAUAUGUGCCGCCUGCCGCCCAGCACCAAGUGGUGAACUUUUCUGCGACCCCAGAGGUCAAGAAAUCGGGGAAAAGUUGCAUGCGAUUCUAGUGGUGGUUACAUUAUCACCACUGGAGGGCACGCUUUGGCAUUCAUUUGGCCGAAACACUUGUGAUUGCACAAUUCCCAGUGAUGUGACUUGGGAACCAUAUUAAACUCCACGGGUCACAUCACAUUGCUAAGGAGCAUGGAAACACUAGUUUGCAAAGAUGCUCCCCGCCAUGCUGUUGGAGCUGUUGAUGGACGUGUGCAUUACGAUUCAUUUCAACUUCCUGGUGGCUUUUUUGUGUGGAUUUUUUUUAAAAUUUGUUUUAUAUUUUACUCGUAGUAUUGCAACGAUCUAUCCAAUGUGUCAUUUCAGAUAUCGAUCAAUGUAGAUUUAAAGUUACAAGACAGUGUUAGUGUGCAGCUUUGCGGCGCAUCGCGCAUUCCGUGCAAACCACGGAAAAAAAAUGUGAAACGAUCGCCCAGUGAUCUCGUUUGGAGCACAUCGCUCGCGUGAAGGGAAAUGCACCCCACACUCUCCACUAUUCAAAACCCUGAACCGUGAGGGUAGAUGAACGUGCCACGAAGGUUUUGCAUUUGGGCGAUGUUGGCACCCAUCCCUGUUAUAGCACAAGGAUGACGCCAUCGGACACCCCCUCCCGCAUCUCGCACAGUGUUGAGGUUUGUCGUCGCUGUGCGUUCUUGGAUUUGUGGAACAUUUUCCUCCUCUUGGUGCCAUUCCUCAUUUCAUGACCAAAUACUUUCAAUGAGUAAAAUUGUGCACUGAGCUUGCUCACCUAGUUCUUUUUUAGGGAUUGGUAAAGUAUUUUGUCUCUCGCAGCGGUGUAGAGUAAUAGUUUAUUGGUGCGUUGUGCAUUGUGUGUAGCUGUUUUAAAUCUAUACAUUACCAGCAGAAGAAAAAAACAACCCCAUGUACUCAUUUGUACAGCUCAACUUCUUUUGUCGACAAUAUUAGUUCUUAGGUUAGAGCAACAUUGGGCACAACUAGAGGUGGCACAUAUUUUUGCCAUACCAGUUUGCAUACUUCGAUAAUGAAAGUGGAUGUGAUGAACUGUGUUAAUUAAGCUCAUUAACUAAGCUCAUUGAAUUAUUCACCAGUUCUUUACAACGCAAGAGUUGGCAACAGACAGACAAAAUAUUUUGUCUGGGUCCAUAUGCAUUGUCGGGCGCGAUCGUUGGCAUGAAUAGGAUAACUGCUGGGAUGAGAGAAGCUCCCAUCAGUUUCUACUUCCUGUUUUUAAAACAUAGAGCCCGGCUACGGGCCGUGGGAAGUCUCUGAGCCGCAGUGCUGAUUAGAUGGCCGAGCCCUUUAAAACCUCCUUGGGUUCACAAAGUGAUAUGUACAGACAUCGUAAGAUGUUAUUUGUUUUGCCUCGCCCGUAAGUGCUGCUGAUGUCGGUUGCAUAAUCCCAUAUGCCCAUAGUGCAUGCGUGUGUUGGCUUACUGCAGCAAACGGGCAUGUUUUUGCCGUUGCUUAUUAGUGCACGGUUUGAUGCACCGUGCAUCCUGAUGGUCUCGCGGCUCGCCGAACUUCUCGAGACCGGGUAACGCCUGGUCUCCAGUGUAGUAGACCACAGCUAAUUCAUCUAGAGCUCAUCUCAGCCUGGAUCCAAAUGCACCAAAGCUCAACUGCCGCAAAUGUGACAAGUGGAAUAUGAGAAAAUGCACAUUGCUCUGGGUAAAAUGGCCAGUGUUCAAUAUGAAUCCUUGUGAGCACUUAGUUGUUUUGCUACAUUAAAAGUACUCCUCCUUUGUCCCUUACAUAGCAUCGAUUAUCCUAAUUGUUGCACUCCUGUAUCCACAGUAUAAACGGUUUGCUGUAGAUGAAACCGUGUACAAAACAAAAUUAGCUGCUACUGCCAUGUUUGAGCCGUACAGUUUGCUCAGAUUUCUGAAAUGUUACAAGCUCACCACGUGCUCAUGCUAAUUUAAGAAGUUUGUGUUCAUUAAGGUCGUAUUCUAUAACAUUUCCAUUUGAAAAGUGAUUUGAUCACCUGCAUAACAGUAAUAUUAAACGCAUUGCCAAUAUAUUUUGUGAAUUGCAUAACAUUUGAAGUGGUAACAGAAACGUGUAUUUUUAUGAUUGCGAUGUCCACAAUUUCCUCUGCAGAUUUAAACGGAAUUGCACCCAAACAUUUAACAUUUUGGCGAGAUUAAAACUUGCUAACGAGUGUUAAAUCACGUUAAAUAUUCACCCGCUCCAGGUACUGAAAAACAACGCGUUUUAAAGGGUACGCUCGUGUAUAGCUUCUACGGUGUUAGUUUUUUUAAUGCUGUUUUGAAAGUGACCGUGUUCUCACCAUCUUUUUGCGCACUCACAAUAUCGAGAGAGAAAAACGGCAGUGGGAGCGUCGCCUUCGAUGCCCCCCCCACGUGGUUUUGCGAAUGGGCAGCAGCAGGGCUUUACAAUCGGUACUCUUUAAAAACACGUAAAAUCAAGGGCUCUCUUUGUACAUUGAAGUAUUUCUCCGUGGCUGUGGGCGGGACGUCGUCGUUUUUGCGCUGCGCCGAGUUCUGCCAACCUAGAGUUGGUGCAGCUCCGUGGGGGAGGGCAGUGUACGUUGUACAUACGGUCUCACCGUUAGUAUUUACCUGCAGCUUGUUUAUAUAUGUGUAUACGUUAGUGUUCGUUGUUUAGAAUUGUCACACAGGUACACACAUUUACUCGCUCGUGCGUAACAAGAAUUAUCUUUCGUUUAUUUGUAAAAAAAAAUGUAUCUGCUUUAUGCUGCUGCUGAUGAGAAUAAUCCUAGGAAACGGCCAGUAUGUGACGCUUGCUGUUAGGUGGGAUGAAUCGCAAGGCACAUUUUUCAAGAUCACUGGCACCAAAACAUUGGUUGUUGAAGAUCAACUCUCACAUUAUUUCCUGUAAGCUUCGUAACUGACCUGCAGCCACCCAGCGACUGAAGUGUAUUUAUAUUUGUAGUGAAAUGCCACCAACCUCACGAUACUUGUGAGAGCACGUGGCCCGAGAAAUGCGGUUGAUCCGCGAGUGCUAAAUCAUCCACGUGGCCGUGACCUCCGAAAAGAUGCCAAGAAUUGUGCACACGUCACUUAGCAUCUGUAAACAUUUCGUCAUGGCUGUUCAAAAGGUUACAUGGGGAGGGAGGUUCGCGUUGUCCUUUCAGUUCUGUGCGAACGUUCACAGCUCUUCAAUGUUCGGCUAUGCGUAGAAAACUUCAACCCCCGCAGAGUAGAGUUGGAGCAUCUUUACGUCUGACGCACGAGUUCCAAAUGUUUGAUACACGUAUCAACACAUUUCCUUUACAAUGUAACGUUUAAAAAUAGCGGUACUUUUGCAUGUCCUGUACAUUAAGUUCGACGUGAAAUGCCUCGCGCGUGAAUUACUUUGCUUGACUGCUUUUUUUUAGUUUGUAACCAGCGUGAAAUGUGAAAGCUGUCGUGCAUUUCUGCUCUUUCAUUUACUAAGCUAGAAAAUACUAACAGUACGUUGCAAUACUUGAAUUUUAUACUGUACGCAUAUGCCAUUCUCUCUCUCCCCCCCGCCCCUUGUUUUAAAAACCCGCGAGGUGCGGAGUCAGUCCCCCCCGAGUUGCAAAGCGCAGACACCUUUUUGCUUUUCUCUCGAUCCUUGUUGGACGUGCGGCGCGGGGGGGGGGCGCGAGCGGUACACCACGUGUUGGAGGUUCGUGUUUUCAAUGUGAAAAAUAAAAAACGCGAUUAGAGAAAAACU
Molecule: messenger RNA, 8659 nt
Organism: Petromyzon marinus (sea lamprey)
Lineage: Eukaryota; Metazoa; Chordata; Hyperoartia; Petromyzontiformes; Petromyzontidae
Product: ankyrin repeat and SAM domain-containing protein 1A
Biological process (GO): ephrin receptor signaling pathway
Cellular component (GO): cytosol
Molecular function (GO): ephrin receptor binding
Source: RefSeq, a predicted model, not a curated record